Molecule: messenger RNA, 3735 nt
Organism: Alternaria arborescens
Lineage: Eukaryota; Fungi; Ascomycota; Dothideomycetes; Pleosporales; Pleosporaceae
Exons: 5
Coding region: 1-3735 (1244 amino acids)
Biological process (GO): small GTPase-mediated signal transduction
Molecular function (GO): GTP binding; protein binding; GTPase activity
Source: RefSeq, a predicted model, not a curated record
AUGGCGGAUCCAUUAUCCAUUACUGCUAGUAUUAUCACGCUUCUACACGUCUCUGUUCAAGUGACGGUGCUGAUCAAACAGUUUCGCGAUGAGGUUGUGGUCGUGGAUGCGACGCUUACGGGCCUUCUCGACGAUGUGAACGGGUUCCAACGCGUACUGGAAUCCAUGAAAGAGACAAUCGAGGAAAACAACAACAAAGAAACUCUACAAGCGACCGGCCAUGUGGGUAGUCACUGGAAGAAUCUCGCGCGCUCGCUAGAAGACGGUGCGGACGCUUUACAAAAGUUACAUACCACCUUAGACGGGGUCAACAAAAAGUCAUCGAUAUUGGAUGCACCACGAAAGCAGCUUAGGCUAAAGAGUGCCUCUGAGCAGAUUUCUCGAUAUCGAGAACAGAUUCAAACAUCUCACACAACGAUUCAACUAUCGCUCAGUACAAUUAUUCUCUGGAAUCAAGUGACUUUCCAAAGAUCGACCGAGAUGAUACCAGACAAGGUUGUUCCAACACUGGAUAAACUGUACGAUGAAUUUCGUACGUUUGGUGCUCUUCUCAAUACAAAGAUCGAAAAGCUUCAGCAUACAGUUACAGACCAAAAUGACCCAGACAACUACGAGCUUAUGUAUAUGAACAACUUGCGGGAGUGCGUUCGCUCAGCCGCUGAUGUCGUCUCAACUGCAUCGACAACGCUCAACGCAGAAACAAGUGACAAGAUUUCCGUCAAACAUGGCUCUGAUUUCGGGGACGUCUUUGUCAAAGAUGCGAAUGAACCCAUGUUACGUUGGUUCGCCUCAAACACCGUGUAUGAAUUCGAAGAUGUGGAGGCACCUCUACCCGCUCCAUCAGAAGCUAGCACAGGAGAUGCGCAAACAGAGUAUCAGUCAGAUAGCGACUCAGAUAUAGAGAAUGACCUGAUCAGGUCUCUUUUCAACGAGGGUAGAAAAAGGAAGGACAUUGGUGAUCUAGAAAGUGCGGUUCGCUAUUUUCGAAACUGCCUCACGAGGCUGUCGUCGAACACUAGCUACACAUCUCUGACCUCAGCAAGAAGUGCAGCAGCAUGCGGGGUGUCGAAAACCGACUUACUCGAAUGUCUCUUCGAUUGCUACUGUCUUCUGGAAGCGUGGAGCAAAGCGAAAGCAAUCAUGAAAGAUAAGCUACUCAUCACUGAACGCCAAUUAGGCAAGAAAGAUGAGCUCUAUCUACGAGAUACUCUGAGGCUAGCCGAGCUCAUGGUGAAGAACGGCGAAUACGUCGAGGCGCACCUCCAGGCACGGCGAUCACUGGGAGGAUUCAGGAAACUGGGAAAACAGGGAGGUAGUGGUUACGAAGAAUGCUUGGACUUUUUGAUUCGAAUCUGUAGCACUGAGGGAAAAGUGGAUGAGGAAGAGGCUUACACAGCUUUGUUGGCAAGCCACGAGAGGAAGACCAAGCGAUCAGCUCCAUCGCCCGAGGUUAUAUCGCUGUCGCACGUUAGCCCAAAGUUUCAGUCAGCUUCCGACCCGGUCUUAGAGGAUGUCGCUCAAGCAGAUUUCGAAGUUUCAGAGCAAGUGAAGGAGACGCUGGAUCAUGUGCAUGUCUUGGAGAGUAAUGGGGUGCCACUGAUAGACACAGAGGAUUCGAGUGUGCUUUCACCUGGUGAACUCCAAGUUCAGGAUCAGACCGUGCUGCAAGAGGACCCAGAGCCUGUUACCGAAAGAGACAAGAUUACAUCAGAACAACAGCCCUCGUGUAUCUCCAGACCUUACUCACCUACGGAGGAUCUAAGCGUUCGUCUGGAUUACGAGACGAAAUCCCUGUCUAGUCACAGUGUUACAUCGUCGGAACAGCACGCUAUGACUUUGGCGUCACAAGAGCAAUUACCAACUAUGCUGACCCCAGUGGACUUUGGAGAUAUUUCACAUCUUGAGGGUUACGGGGCUCAAAUCGCAGCUGCUGAGUUCAUUUGUAUGCUAUACCGAGCUGCAGCAAACGAAGUGACAGAGAAAGAGUCGAGGAACUCAAGAAAGGAUGCUGAGUUCCUAAAAGCAUGGUGUAAUCUGUUCCACGGCCGAGAUCCUUACUACUUCUCUGAAUGGCAUGUUGAGGGUUAUUACUGCAUGAUCAAGAUCAAUGAUACGCACGGCUGUACGGUUUCGGGCCACGAGACCGAACAAAAGGCAAAAGACGCUGCUGCCGCUAAAGUGUGUGAGAUGUAUAUCUCUCACGCCGACGAAGUACUUACGCUGGACAAAAUGACGCGACGCGAUCCUGGCUCUGACAAAGAAGUUUUUAUCCCGCAAAAUGACCACGACAUUGAAAUACUUAUGGGAUGGGGAGAGGAAACGGAUGCAUCAUUCUAUUCCCCGGUUACAGAUACGAACAUACCUCAUAUUACCAUAUCAGCAGAAACAGACGAACUUCCUACUGGUAAUGGCGAGGCGGCGACACCUACCUCCGAGGAGUCAAUAAAUCCGUCGAAGGUGCAGCACAAUGCAUCUGAUUCCAAAAUAUCUUCCAACCAAGUGGCAGGACAAGGGUUUGUCGAGAAGUUUCUAACAAGGUCGUACGCCGCAUUAAGAGGCACGAGAGCACAUCACAGCGCUGUCGCAAGCGUCUCGACGAUUCCAUCAAACGAUAAGGAACCCCAAUGGACUCCUGGUGAUACUCAUCUCUCGACUUCUGCAGAGGUAUGUUUAUAUUGCGAUAAGGAUCUAUCUGAACUCCCCUUUCCUUCGCAACGUAGACACAGAGACGGUGCAUGUACACUGCAUACCUCGAGGAGAAGUGUCUCGAACCCCAUGAAUGUCAGUUCUUCUUCAGACUUAUCUAGAGACGAUACCUCAACCCGUCUCAUCAGUAACAUCGACGCGACCACUUUUCCAUCUCAAUCCUCACAGUUCCAAUACGUCGGGCAGGAGACGAUUACAACAGUGUCUCCUUCGGCAGUUCAGCCUUCCUCCUUGGGCAACUCUACCGCACCGGAAGGCACAUGGGCGUGUAAUGAAUGCAAAUCAGACCUUCUUCAGUACAUGAGUGAAGGUCGGUGUCGCUCAUGUUUUGCCAACAGAAACGAUUAUUCUCCCAGCUCGACCAACGAUUUUGCGCGUCUACCAUAUGAUCGCCACCAGACACCGUUGAAUUUCCUGAACUUGAACGCACCAAAAGGUGCAAUAACACGACGGAAGGUGAUACUACUAGGAGAUACAUUAUGUGGUAAAACAUUCCUCGCAAGUGCAUGGAGUCAAGGGGAUGUUCCAGAAGAAGACACACCUGUGAUGAACCACUUCAUCAGAUCGACAAAGAUUAGGGAUCGUCAAAUCGAGCUUGUCAUCUGGGAUAACACCGGUAGAGAGGGUUACGAGAUGAUGCGCCGCCUUUCAUACGAGGAUGCGCACAUAGUAUUGAUUUGCUUCGACAUCAGUGAUCCAGAUUCGUUUGAAAACAUUGACUAUAUGUGGAGCGUUGAAGCGAACGAAUACCUCCGCGAUCUACCCAAGAUACUCGUUGGGUGCAAGAAAGAUCUCCGGAAUGACAACGCGAAGCUCGACAGCCUACGCCGUCAGCACUUCAUACCGAUAUCUCCAUAUGCUGCUGACCGGCUUGCAAUAAAAAUACAAGCCCUAGCGUACUUUGAAACAUCGGCCAUCAAGAAGCAAGGUCUCUCAGAGCUCUUCGACUACGUAGCUGAGGCUGCCUUGAGAACGGUUCCAAAGUCCAAGACAAGUGGUAUAAGAAAGGCUCUCUCGAGGGGAAUAUAG